GUUCGCGUUCACUCCCCGUUCACCGUUCGAGUUCGCAUUCGUGUUCGUCUGGAAGCCACGUUGAUCUGCUUCAAACACUGCGACCAACCCGCGCGCUCCACCUAGCCGUCGAACUGCUCUCUUUUGUCGCCGCCACCGGUUGGACCAGUAAACCAAUGAACCAGUGACUAAAACGGUUUGAUAUCCGUCGCAAUCUGCUCCCCCUCGACGGCAACGCUCUCUUGUCUCAUUGUCCCCUGCUCGUCGCUGGUAGUCUUCUGCUCCGUUGUUUCCGUUCGCGUUGCUUCGUCGCCCACUUUGUUGCAUCUUCUUCCACCGCCGCUGCAUACGUCUGCCGUUGCUGGCGUCAACACUGCAGCUCUGCUUCACCGUCUCUCUGUCGUGCCACUGGCCUCUGCUUCAUCGCAUCGUGCCUCUUGCUUAAUUGCCUCUUCUCUGGUUCUUGCAUCUCCUCAGCUUCGCCUUCUCUCACUUCCAUGGUCAAAAGGAAUGCUGGCUGCGGGAGUGGAAGCUCAGAUUGGGUGCGUGGUCCUAACAUGAUGCGAGGGUUAGCUUCACAGUUUGCUUUUGUUUAUGGAGAUGAAGCAACAUCCUUCAAAUCAUAUCGUAUUUCCAGGUUGCCACUGAGAAUUCUGCAUUGAGUGGUAUAUAUGCUACCACCACUGUAUUGUAACUUAGUAAUUUGCUUACAAUCCAUUGCUGAAUGGAUGCAAGAAAACUUCUAUCCCUUUUGAAAGCCAGUGUGACUUCCAAGUCACUUAAGCAAGGGAAACUCAUCCAUCAGAAGGUUGUGACUUUGGGGUUGCAAAGUGAUGUUUCCUUUUGCAGGAACCUGAUUAGCCUGUAUGUUUCUUGUCAUUUAUAUGAUUUUGCAAAGCAUGCUUUUGAUACCAUUGAAAAUCCAAGUGAGAUUUCUUUGUGGAAUGGCCUAAUGGCUGGUUACUCUAAGAAUUACAUGUAUGUGGAAGCUCUAGAGCUUUUUGAGAAGUUCUUGCAUUACCCUUACCUUAAACCUGAUAGUUAUACUUACCCGAGUGUUCUCAAGGCUUGUGGCGGGUUGAGAAGAGUCAUCUUAGGGAAAAUGAUUCAUACCUGUUUGGUAAAAGCUGGUUUAAUGACAGACAUUGUAGUUGGAAGCUCUCUUGUCGGUAUGUAUGCUAAAUGCAAUGCACUUGAGUAUGCUAUAAAGAUUUUUGAGGAAAUGCCUGAAAAGGAUGUGGCAAGCUGGAAUACAGUGAUUUCUUGUUAUUACCAAAAUGGAAAAUUCGAAGUGGCCCUACGUUAUUUUAGCAUAAUGAGAGGAUUUGGUUUUGAGCCUGAUUCAGUUACAAUCACAACAGCUAUUUCCUCAUGUGCUAGACUUUUGGAUUUGAAGAGGGGAAGGGAAAUUCACAAGGAGUUAAUUAAUAGUGGGUUUCAGCUAGAUAGUUUCAUUAGUUCUGCUCUUGUUGACAUGUAUGGAAAAUGCGGUGACCUAGAAAAUGCCAUAGAGGUUUUUGAGCAAAUGCCCAAAAGGACCGUGGUUGCUUGGAAUUCCUUGAUUGCAGGAUAUGGUUUGAAAGGUGACAUCAUUUCAUGUAUUCAACAUUUUAGGAGGAUGUACAAUGAGGGAAUCAAGCCAACUUUGACUACUUUAAGUAGCAUAGUAAUGGUUUGUUCACGAUCAGCUCGAUUACUAGAGGGGAAAUUCGUGCAUGGAUAUAUAAUACGAAACAACAUACAACCUGAUAUUUUUAUUAAUACCUCCCUAAUGGAUUUAUACUUCAAAUGUGGAAAGGUUGGGUCAGCUGAAGCCAUCUUUAAGUUAAUACCGAAGACAAAUGCCGUUUCUUGGAACGUCAUGAUUUCUGGAUAUAUGACGGCAGGGAAAUUUUUUGAAGCCUAUGACGUGUUUAGUGACAUGAGACAAGCUCAUGUAGAAGCAGAUGCUAUUACUUUUACUAGUGUUUUAGCUGCUUGUUCACAACUAGCAGCUCUAGAAAAGGGUAAAGAGGUUCACAAAUUGAUUAUUGAGAGCAACUUAGAAGACAAUGAAGUAGUUAUGGGGGCUCUUCUUGAUAUGUAUGCAAAGUGUGGUGCUGUUGAUGAAGCAUUUGGUAUUUUUAGAAUUUUACCGGAGAGAGAUUUGGUGUCUUGGACUUCGAUGAUUACAGCUUAUGGGUCCCAUGGCCGGGCCCAUGAAGCUUUAAAACUCUUUGCUGACAUGCUUCAGUGGAAUGUGAAACCUGACAGAGUUACUUUUCUUGCCAUAUUAUCUGCUUGUAGCCAUGCAGGGUUGGUGGAUGAAGGAUGCUAUUAUUUCAACGAAAUGAUCAAUGUUUAUGGCAUUAUGCCAAGAGUUGAGCAUUAUUCAUGCUUAAUUGAUCUUCUUGGACGUGCUGGAAGAUUAAAUGAAGCCUAUGAGAUUCUGCAAAGAAAUCCUUCAAUCACGGAUGAUGUUGGGUUGUUAAGCACAUUAUUUUCUGCAUGUCGUUUGCACAGAAAUCUUGAUUUGGGGGUUAAAAUUGCAAGAAUGCUAAUUGACAAGAAUCCUGAUGAUCCAUCAACCUAUAUUAUCCUGUCAAAUAUGUAUGCAUCUGUUCAAAAGUGGGAUGAAAUGCGGAUGGUGAGAUCAAAAAUGAAAAAGCUUGGACUGAAGAAGAAUCCAGGAUGCAGUUGGACGGAGAUUAACCAAAAGAUUCAACCCUUCUUUUCGGAAGACAAUUCCCGAUGGCAUUUGGAAUCAAUUAAAAAAUGUCUUUGGUAUCUUACUAGUCACAUGGAAGACGAGUCUAUAUCAUUUAUCCAUUUUGAUACUGAAACUCAGAUAUAUUACUAGCCUUCAAAGGAAAAGAGCGUAGGCUUAGCAGAUAGACAUCACAAAUUACAAUGAUCCUUAAACUUAGUUGCAAGUAAAAUUUUUCUGUGAGCAAAAUGUAAGGUAGCUUUACUGUGCUUGAUUUUAUAUUUAACGCAGGGCUGCCAACUUAGUAAUUUGUAUUUUGUACCAUCACUUAAUAAAUAGUGAGAUGGACUUUACUGUUAA
Molecule: messenger RNA, 3025 nt
Organism: Arachis ipaensis
Lineage: Eukaryota; Viridiplantae; Streptophyta; Magnoliopsida; Fabales; Fabaceae
Source: RefSeq, a predicted model, not a curated record